AUGAUAUAAGCAUUAAACUAGGCUCUAAGGGAUCAUGAGAUAGAGUAAAAAAGAGAUGAAUAUGAAAAGGAGAAUAAGCUCAGGAGGCAUUAUUGCGUGAGAUGCAAGGUAUUAAAACAUUGUGUUCAUUGCUGCAUAAGCUUCCUCGGCAAGAAAGCUAUUGAUGAUUAGUUUUGCAAUAUUUGUAAGGAAUAUGGUCAUAAAGAUAGAUGCUGCUAAAGAACAUGGGCAAAUAUCAAGAAAUAAAACUUUAGAAGAGUUUGUGUUGAUGGGUGCUAGAUACCUUAAGGGGAACUAUGGACUAAUUAUGAUGACCCAGAGUUCGAUAUUGAAACGAAAAGAAUUUAAGACUCCUACGACUUAACAGAAAAACUAACCUAAAUGAGCAUUAGAGACAAAAACAAAAAUUAAGUUAAGAAAUUGAAUUCAAAGAUUAUCAAAAAGCUUAAAGAAAUCAAUGAGGCCUAUUACAAUAAGUUAUUGUUAUGUCAGACUAGUCCAGACCCAGCUUAGAUCUAAUUCAUAUAUUAGGGAAUCAGCAUGUAUCUCACCCAAUAUCCUGAGCUGAGAUUACACUUCACUUUACUAGAAACUAACCUCGAAUUUAAAUAGUAGAUGAUAAAUAUUCUCUAAAAUACAAAAGGUGUUGGCUCUGUAUAUCUUGAUCCCAUAGAUUAGAAAUAUAAAGCACUUUGGUUAAGUAAAGUAAAAUUAGGUAUGAGUACUUAAUUUAGCAGUGAAAACAACGGCUAAGGAUCAAGCAGCAAUGGUGGCAUAAGCAGUGGAGGUGCUGGUGUUGAAUAGUUUAACAUAGACAGCAGUGAUGAGAACUAUGUGAGCAACAGCAGUACUGGAGCUAGUGGCAAUGCAGGUGGUAGCAGCAGACCCAGCAGUGAAUGGGCUUUAAGAGACAACAAGGAUAUUAAGGCAGAUGAAGUUCGAGUGUAGGAAGUUGCAGAAAGAGUCCAAGAACAUUGGAUUUACAAAAGAGAAAAGCACUUUAAUUACUAUUUCUACCUUGAUUAUUGA
Molecule: messenger RNA, 1029 nt
Organism: Stylonychia lemnae
Lineage: Eukaryota; Ciliophora; Spirotrichea; Sporadotrichida; Oxytrichidae
Source: the annotation of a GenBank genome assembly